Molecule: messenger RNA, 758 nt
Organism: Zingiber officinale
Lineage: Eukaryota; Viridiplantae; Streptophyta; Magnoliopsida; Zingiberales; Zingiberaceae
Product: small ubiquitin-related modifier 1-like
Exons: 3
Coding region: 138-434 (98 amino acids)
Biological process (GO): protein sumoylation
Cellular component (GO): nucleus
Molecular function (GO): protein tag activity; ubiquitin-like protein ligase binding
Source: RefSeq, a predicted model, not a curated record
UCGGUUGCAGCGAUAAAAGGCUAAGGAACGGCUUCGCCCGCCCCGCAUCGCUCUCUUCUUCGUCCGAUUCAAGUACGCUGCCGUUGCUGACCGAAACCCUAGAGCUUCUGCUGUGUUCGGAUCGAUCGCCGUAGAGGAUGUCCGGAGCUGGAAACGAGGAAGACAAGAAGCCGGCGGAUCAAGCGGCGCACAUCAAUCUCAAGGUCAAGGGGCAGGAUGGAAAUGAAGUGUUCUUCCGGAUCAAGCGCAGCACUCAGCUGAAGAAACUCAUGAACGCCUAUUGUGAUCGCCAAUCUGUGGAUUUCAAUUCCAUUGCUUUCCUGUUCGAUGGACGUCGGCUCCAUGGCGAACAGACUCCAGAAGGGCUUGAGAUGGAAGAUGGCGAUGAGAUUGAUGCCAUGCUGCAUCAAACUGGAGGUAGCCUUCAAAUCUAGAGAAACAUUUCGGUUCUUGAUUUUGCUAAAAAUUAUGACUGUAAUGCAUAUAUUUGCUAGCUACAUGUUUUAGUUGCUCAAGAGUGAUUGGUGAAGCUUAUAUAACUGGUACAUGUAUCGCGAUGCUCCAAAUCUUCUCUAUUUUCAGUGGUUGUGUUUUGUUGAAAACUAUGUUUGCCUUUCUGCGUGUUCUUGUGUAAGUUCAAACCUUAUUACUCAUCUGAAAAGCACAAGCAGUAAAGGGGGCUAGUUUUGAGUUGGGCUCAUGUACAAAAAGUUUUUUAUUGUUGAAAAAUAUUUGAAUAAGAGCUUUGUUUUUUAAAA